This is a messenger RNA of Homarus americanus (American lobster), 7932 nucleotides long. RefSeq lists its product as uncharacterized. The coding region runs from base 491 to 4531 and encodes 1346 amino acids. The transcript has 34 exons. Lineage: Eukaryota; Metazoa; Arthropoda; Malacostraca; Decapoda; Nephropidae. The record is from RefSeq and is a predicted model, not a curated record. Gene Ontology annotation, molecular function: metalloaminopeptidase activity.
CAGUCAGUCAGUACCUAGACACCGUGGGGAGAACACCUCGCUCGCCCGCCGCCCGUGGAUCUCUUGUUCUAGAGGGCGCUAUACGGGAUAACUAAACACUGGUGGAGCGAGAGAGGAGAGGACCUGUUUACCUGAGAGAUGAGGUGGACUGACGCUGUUGCUUGGUGUCUCCUGGUCAUCAAUUUUGCAGGUAAAUGUAGAGGCUAAGUAAACAGACAGACAGACCGACACACACUCCAGGAGACGGUCACUUUACCGAGUGUUUACGCAUGCGCAGGCUCACCGAGUGAGCAGAGGAUGCCACAUCUACAGCGGGAACCUGGAUGACCGGUGGUGGCAGGAGGAACAGGAGGAGGGCUCCCAUGGGGGGAGGGUAGUGAGGGAGGUGACGUUGGGCGAGAGGAGCUUCUGCGAUACCCACGAUGAGCUUAGGAACCAGCCCCCCAACAGGGCCAACACCUCCGACAGGGUGGCACAGUUACGGGCACAGAUGUUAAAGCUUGGGUUCGACGCCUACAUCAUCCCUAAUGACGACGAGCACCAGAGUGAGUAUGUAUCACCGACGGACGAGCGCCGUUCCUACAUAAGUGGGUUCUCGGGUAGCGCAGGUACGGCGGUGGUGACCAUGGACCAGCAGGCUCUUUGGACCGACGGCCGCUACUUCCUGCAGGCGGACCAGCAGCUAGACUGUCACUGGUUACUCAUGAAGCAGAAGAACCCGGGGGUACCCAAAAUGAUGGAGUGGCUACGUCAGAAACUGGUGAAGGGGUCGAAGGUUGGUGCUGACCCCAGGCUCCUCGGGUCCAACACCUGGAUCGCCUACGCUGAGGACUUGGCCAAGUCGGAGAUUAAACUGGAGGCAGAGGAGAGGAACUUGGUCGACUUGGUGUGGCCAGCAGAGGAGCGGCCGCCUCACUCACAGGAUCCCAUCUUCAUCCACGAGCUAAAGUUCGCAGGGAAGAAGUGGGAGGACAAGGUAGCAGACGUGAGGGCAGAGAUGCUGAAGGAGGGAGCCGACCUGCUGGUGGUGACGGCGCUGGACGAGGUGGCGUGGCUCCUCAACCUCCGGGGCAAUGAUAUACCCUAUAACCCAGUGUUCCGAAGUUACUUGAUCCUGGGCCGGGACGACUUGCAACUGUACAUCCCCAAAGAGAAAAUCACCCCAGCUGUCGACCAUCACCUCCAUGUGAACAGCUGUGAAGGCCAAGAAUGUGUCGUCAUCAACGAGUAUACCGCAGUGCUGGACCGGCUGCGGGCCCUCAAACUCAACAACCACGUGAAGAAAGUUAUGCUGGGGUCCAAAUACUCUUACUCUGGCGGUGCUUCCUAUGCCGUCUAUUCAGCUGUGCCGGAGGAGAUGCGGUUGAUGGUCACCUCACCCGUGUUGCUCAUGAAGGCCCGCAAGAACGCAGUAGAGGUGGACGGCAUGAAGAACGCCCAUAUUAAGGACGCCGUCGCCCUAUGUGACUUCCUGUCCUUUAUGGAACCUGAGAUCAUGGAGGGCAAGAACUGGAGUGAGAUUGAUGCAGCCAACCUCCUCAAGGAAUACCGCUCACAACAGAGAGACUUCAAGGGCAUCUCCUUUACCACCAUCAGUGCCUUUGGUUCCAAUGGGGCCAUAGUGCACUACCAGCCUGUACGAGAGACAGACAAGAAGAUCACCAACACAUCCCUCUACCUUCUAGACUCUGGUGGCCAGUAUAAGGACGGAACAACAGACGUGACGCGGACGAUGCACUACGGGGAUCCAAAGCCUUUACACGUGGAGGCCUAUACCAGGGUACUGAUGGGUGCUAUCGACCUGGCUACUCUCAUCUUCCCCGAGGGCACAGGUGAUGCUGACGUUGACAUCAUGGCUCGCAGACACUUGUAUGAGGUUGGGCUGGACUAUCGACACGGGACCGGUCAUGGUAUCGGCAUGUUCCUCAACGUUCACGAAGCACCCAUACAGGUCAGGAUUUACGCCACCGAGGAACAUAAAUUUGAAGUCGGACAUUUCUUCUCUGAUGAGCCCGGCUUCUACCUGGACAAUGACUUUGGGGUACGCCUGGAGACCAUCGUCACCGUAGUGCCUAAAGACACCCCGUAUCACUUUGACAAGAGGUCACUAGGCUUUGAAGCUGUCACUCUGGUACCCUUUGAGCCUAAACUCAUCAACAUUACAAUGCUAACUGGGAAGCAGUGCCACUGGCUCAACUCCUACCAUGCCCGCGUGAGAGACGUAGUCGGUGGAGAACUGAUGACCCAGGGCCGCACCCGAGGAUACGAGUGGCUGAUCUCCAAGACGGAGCCCUUACCCUGCGUCAACCACUACGGCGGAACUCUAGAGUCGGCUGGGCUGAUGUCAUCUACGAAUCUUCAGCACGUCGAGCGAGUCGCGAGGGAAGCGGCGCUUGACGGGAGGACGAACUGUAAGGAGGGCAACCCACAGCCUGAGAUCCGUGUCAAUACUUCCUCCCAGAUGACCAAGUUACGACAGGAGAUGGGCAACCACCGCCUAGAUGGCUACAUCAUUCCCAUGACUGGUGAACAACAUGGCUAUUUGGCACCAGCAGAGAAACGCCUGCAGUAUAUGACUGGGUUUACAGGAAGUUUUGGGAAUGUGGCGGUGACUGCAGACGAGCAGGCAUUGUGGACAGAUGGUCGCUAUUUCCUGCAGGCAGACAGUGAACUGGGAUGUGACUGGCUGCUCAUGAAGGAGCAGAUCGAUGGUGUACCUACAAUAUCAGAGUGGCUGAGGAGUAAGCUGGUGAGCGGGGCCAAGGUGGGGGCCGACCCUCGACUCAUAGCUGCCGACACCUGGAAGUUCUACUCUGAGGAACUGGCCAAGUCGGACAUCGAGCUGGUGGCGGAGGAGACGAACUUGGUCGACUUGGUGUGGCCAGCAGAGGAGCGGCCGCCUUACUCACAGGAUCCCAUCUACAUUCAUGAGUUACAGUUUGCAGGCAAGAGGUGGGAGGACAAGGUGGCAGAUGUGAGGGCAGAGAUGGAGAGGCAGGGGGCGGACAUACUGGUGAUCACAGCUCCUGACGAAGUGGCUUGGCUCCUCAACCUCAGGGGGAGUGACGUCGAGACCACCCCAGUGUUCCGUUCCUACGUCAUCAUCGGGAGGAACAACGUCGAGCUGUUUGUUCCCCCCGACAAGAUCACACCAGCUGUUGACAACCAUCUGAACGUGAACCAGUGUGGCGAGCAGGAGUGUGUCAUCAUCACAGAGUACAUAGCCAUCUUGGAUCGCCUCCGUGUCCUCAAGCUCAACAAUGGCAUCACUAAGGUCAUGCUGGGUAAGAAGUACUCCUACUCCGGCGGUGCUUCCUAUGCCAUCUACUCUGCCGUGCCGGAGGAGAAGAGGCUGGUGACCAUCUCCCCGGUGCUGGAGAUGAAGGCCCGGAAGAACCCAGUGGAGAUCAAAGGUAUGAAAGACUCCCACAUCAGGGAUGCCGUCGCCCUCUGUGACUUCCUCAGCUUUAUGGAGAAGGAGAUAAAUUCCGGGAACUCGUGGAACGAGAUCACGGCGUCCGAGAAGCUGCUGGAGCUCCGUCGUCAGCAGCAAAACUUCAUGGGUGUCUCCUUCAAGACCAUCAGUGCCUUUGGUCCCAACGGUGCUGUCAUUCACUACCGACCGCGCCCAGACACCAACCGCGAGAUUACAACUGAGUCCCUCUACCUGCUGGACAGUGGUGGACAGUAUAAGGAUGGAACAACAGAUGUGACACGCACGAUGCACUAUGGGGAGCCAACAUCCUUCCAGGUGGAGGCCUACACUCGGGUACUGAUUGGUGCUAUUGACCUGGCCAGACUAAUCUUCCCCGAGGGUACAGAUGACACUGAUAUCGAUAUUCUUGCCCGCAGGCCGCUGUAUGAGGUGGGGCUGGACUACCGCCACGGCACGGGCCACGGUAUCGGACACUUCCUCGGUGUACAUGAAGCUCCAAUACAGGUCAGGAUCUACAGUACUGAAGAACACAAGCUGGAGGUCGGCCACUUCUUCUCUGAUGAGCCCGGGUACUACCAGGACAACCAGUGGGGAAUACGGCUGGAGACCAUCCUCACUGUGGUCACUAAGGAAACUGAGUACAAGUUUGACAAGCAGUCACUUGGAUUUGAACCAGUGACAUUAGUUCCCUUUGAAGCCAAGCUGAUUAAUACCACUCUGCUGGAAGACAUUCAGUGCGAUUGGUUAAAUGAUUACCACACCCGGGUGCGUGAGGUGAUUGGCCCAGAGUUGCUGAACCAGGGACACCAAGUAGCUUAUGAUUGGCUGGUGACAAAGACAGAGCCCCUAAAGUGUCCCCACCACCGCCAGUCAUCGCCCGUCUCUAGCAAGACGACGACCACCACCACCACAUCCGUGACCACCACUGGGCACCAUCUAACCACCACCAGGACAGUCGAGUAUGCCACCUCGGCCAUUAUCACUCACAAAGAUGCUGAGGAACUGGAGGAGAGCGGGACUGCAGCUCUCGCCUCAACUGCUGGGACUGUGGCUAUUAUGGUACUCCUGACAGUGAAGAACCUCCUGGUGUGGUGACUGUGAUAAUAGUGAAGAAUAUUUGUAUUAUUGAGUUACAUUAAUGACUGGAAUUUAAAGCACAAGUGGAAGUUAGAACACAGGAAUCCUAUUUCAGAUAAGUGAGCAAAAGUGAUCAAGAGUUGGUCAUUCGUUGUGUUAAGCCUCACUUGAGAACUACAUCUAUGCUGCCAGAUUUAUACAGUACUACAUUAGUGAUAAUAUAAUACAGUUACAUGCAUAUUGAGAAUACAUAAAAUAAUGGGACUAAAUUUUAAUGUAAUGUAGAGUUAAUAGAAUUUACUGUAGUACUAUAGAGUUCAUAGAAAUACAGAGGUACAUUAUAUAUUGAAAACAUAAAGAGGCAGCCUCACCCAACCAGCAAAGUGAAAAAUAUAAUGUUUAUUUUCUUAUAGUUACACAUCCAGAGUACAAAUAAGGAAGCACCCAGAAGAUGGAACAGGAGAAAGGAAUAAUCACAUAAUUAUUAUAGUAAUUUAUAUAUAAACACAAAAAUAAAUAACAAUGUAAUAAAAGUAUCAUACAAGUGACAUGUAUAAUAAUCAAAACUGUAUCAAAGAAAAACAACUUCAUGGGAAACCAAAAAAAAAAAAAAAGAAAGAUAUUGGAUGAAAACUAUUGAUUCCCAAGAGUUUGAUUUGUCCAUGAUAUUAGAAAUUUACUACAAACUGGAUGAAUAAGCAUUUUGUUUCUUUUUCAGACGAUAUAGACUUAAUAUAACGUCCCUAGGGUAAUUUCGGCAAGGUUUUAUUUGAUUAGUGUUGUUGUCUUUUAACCCAAAUGAAAAUAAUAGUUAUAGUAAUCCAGUACGUUGGACUUUUCCGUCACUGAUCGUUUAGUUAAUGUGAGGGUGAAGAAACUGAGAUGGAUCAUUUUGGGUAAAUAUAAUGAGAGAGGCCAAUACUAAGGGUGAUAUUGUUAUUCUCUCUCUCUCUCUCUCUCUCUCUCUCUCUCUCUCUCUCUCUCUCUCUUUUGCUCCUUUACUCCCCUUUUUCUGUCUGUUCUCUCUCUCUUCUCUUUUUCUCUUUUUUGCUCCUUGACUCCCCUUUUUCUGUCUGUUCUCUCUCUCUUUCUCUCUCUCGGAGCAAUAGAUAGUUUUAUUACAAAUUAUACACACGUCAUACAACUUCUUUCCAAUUAUGAAAGAAUUAAAAAAUACAGCUUAUGUGGUCUUAUCACUUUAAGGAAUCUCUAAAAUUUCGCUUUAACUCUUUCUUGAAAUAACUGAUGAAUCAUAUUAGUGUGUUGAUAAAGAAAAAAUUCCUGAAAAAGGUAAAUUUUUCCGUAUCAACAAUUUUUUUAACAUAGACUUAGGUCUGUAUAACUAAAGAUACAUUAACUUGGGAUGUAUGUUAAUAUUUUAGAACGUAAUUUCCAUGAAUUAAUAUACGGUAGGUCAGAAAUACAUAAUGAAGAUCACUCGAUAAAGAAAAGAAGUUAAAAAUGCUACGUGUAACAAUUUUGUGUGAUAUAAAGUUUCUCGUGUAUAUACAGUACAUUGGAUAGUUAUUUUGAAAGUAGUAGGGAAGUGCUGUAUAGUACAGUACUGUACUUGUGUCAAGGUGCCUGUAUGUUAUAAUAAUUGGUCUUAAAGUAUUUGUUAUGAUUGAAUACAGUAAUUGGUAAUGAUAUUGUUAUGUGGAAAUUACUCUGUUAGAUUACUGUAGUUGUCAUUUGAAAACUACUACACAUUGUUCUUGUUGAGUGAAAAUUAUGGUUAAUGUUGUACAGUAUUUGUCAAAAAAAUUUUAAUGCAAUAUAUUAAUGUUCUGUAUUUGUUUUCUGAAAAUUAUUAGAAACAUUUACCAUCACCUAUCCUGCUGGUCCUUGAACCUAGAGAUUCAGACUCAUGAACCCAAAGCAGUAGUCACUGAUGCAUUAUUCUGUCCAUAAAUGCUUCAGAUUCAUGAGUCUGAAUCUCUGGGUUCGUAGAGCAAUAGGAGAGGUGACAGGAUUUUUGUUCAUGACUGUAUACCUGUCAGGUGAAAGUCAUGAGCAACAUUGUACACAUACCUGUCAGGUGAACAUCAUAAUAACAUUGUUUUAGCCAUACCAAAAUUAAAAAGUUACACUGUAUUUACCAUGUGAAAAUCAAAAGCAAUGCUGCAGACCUGUUUACAAGAAAACUGUAAAAGUUAUUGUAAACAAUAAAUUACAUGCUUACUUUAUUUUAUUUGUGUAUAGGGUGAACGAUACAAAGCAAUAUGUGUGCGAGACAAUGGCUGAAUGGCUCAUGAUAUAGAUGAGUGAAUGUUAGUCUAGAUGUAGGAAUAUUACAUAAAUAUUAUAAUAGUAAUAGUGUGUAUAAGUUGCAUUCAUGUGAAGGCUUCAACGUGUUCCAAACUUGUUUAAAAUGUGUUUGUGUGUGUAUUUGUUAUCCUUACCUGAGAGGUGUUUAUUAAAGGUGAUAUUCCACUGUAAAAAUAAAGGUAAAAUAACCCAGAUUAAAUUAUACAAGUUCAGAUUUUCUGUGGAUUUUGGUAACUUUUGAAUGAAUACUGUGGAUUUCUGAUUAUAUAUACUGUACAGGGGUAUAUAGAGAUUUAAUGGCAUCAUUUGCAUGUAAAAAUAAAGGGUAAUAAACUCCCAUGAAAUUAUGGACACUCAGAUUGUGUGGGUCUGUGUUUUUUGAUGACAAAAGCCCAUAAGAAUGAUUAGAGACUAUUAUUAUUUUAUGUUUUAUUAAUUAUUGUAUUUUAUGAGGGCUGAAAGGGAUCACAAAAAGGUACAAAUUUACAUAAAUUUUAAAAAUAUUUUAUUGAUUAAAAAAUAAUUCUUUAUAUUUUUUUUAUAUUCAACAAAGUUUAAACUCAAAUUAUUGCCUUUGUCUCAUUUAUUUUUUAAUUUUGAGUUUCAAUUAAUCAUCAGAAUGAGCGAAGAUAUAAAGAGUAUACUGUACAGUACUGUAUAUAUAAAUUUGAAAUAAUUCAGAUUAUAUAUUUUGUUUUUCAUGGAUUUUUAUAUUUGAAGUUUUAAAGAAAAUCUGUAGCCGGAAUAUUUUUCUUGAACCUGAAAUGCAAAUUUUACUGGACUUUUUCCUGUGGUUAAAUUUAACAACACUUUGUAAUUACAAUAAAAAAAAUGCCAUAAGAGUAGUGCUUAGUGAUUUAGUUUCUAUAUUUUCUGUUAUGGAAAUACAGUACAGUACUGUAAUUUCUUUUCAUAAUUAUUGUAUUUAAUCAUGUGCUAUACUGUAUGCUAUUCAUGUACAAUGUGUCUCAAGUUAAGUGUUUGGGUCGCUGGGAAGUUGAUGAGUCACUACCUCGGAAUAUAUGGGUUCAAAUACAAAAUAUAAUUAGAUAACGUAUACUAGUGUAUACUGUAUUCCAUAUCCAUGCUGUAACCAACAAACACACACACAUCCAUGUACUGUACAGUACACAUACACACACACACACACA